AUGACUUCCAGUAUUCACCUCAUCGCGCCCCGCCUCGAGAAGACCCUUGGCUGUCUUCUGAAGCGAGCCAGGAGCAUCUCUUCCCUCGAUGAUCGGCCCUUCCACCACGGCCCCGCGUUCGUUGUUCACCCGGACCCGACCAUCACCAUCGUCUCCUCAGACUGUGGCCCUUCUCCCGCCGAACUACACGCCGAGUACCUCCACAACGACCUCUUCAAAGAAUGCGGUCGUAUGCCCUGUUUGUCAUGGGACUGUCCAGCGUCUCUCAAGGACGAGGUCCGCGAGUGGCUGCUCAUUAUCGAGGACCUGGAUGCCCCGUGGUGCAGGCCUAUUGUUCACGGCUUAUAUGCCGGUAUACCGGCCGUAAAGCUGAGCCUUGAACCAGAGGACUUUGUUGUCAUCGAUGACGAAAAGUGCACACUCGACGGCGGCUUUCAUUUUGGUCGCAACAGCGAAAGAAAAGUGUACACGGCGCCGAAACCCAUGUUGAAUCAUGGACUGCAUCGGUUCGAGGGCUACGAGGAAGGAAUACAGCAAAGCCAUUCAAGGUUUGGUGCUUGGUUGGGGCGUGUGGAUAGCGAGCUGCGAGAGGCGCUGGGAGUAGACCUGAUGGUCCUGAUGACGCUGGUGAUACCCGUGAUAUGA
This is a messenger RNA of Verticillium alfalfae VaMs.102, 645 nucleotides long. RefSeq lists its product as hypothetical. The record is from RefSeq and is a predicted model, not a curated record. Lineage: Eukaryota; Fungi; Ascomycota; Sordariomycetes; Glomerellales; Plectosphaerellaceae. The transcript has 2 exons. Bases 1 to 645 code for a protein of 214 amino acids.